Molecule: messenger RNA, 1023 nt
Organism: Parascedosporium putredinis
Lineage: Eukaryota; Fungi; Ascomycota; Sordariomycetes; Microascales; Microascaceae
Source: the annotation of a GenBank genome assembly
AUGGCCCUCACCCAAGACCAGAUCAACAUCGUCAAGUCGACCGCUCCCAUCCUCAAGGAGCACGACCGGCGCCCAGCAAAGGCCCUCGCCGGCGCCGUGCUCGCCUACGCCACCUACAUCGACGACCUGCCCAAGCUCCACGCCGCCGUCGAGCGCAUCGCCCACAAGCACGCCGCGCUCUUCAUCGAGCCCGCGCAGGUUGACCCCGAGAUCGCCGACGCGUGGGGCCUCGCGUACAAGCAGCUCGCCGACGUCUUCAUCAACCGCGAGGCCGAGCUGUACAAGGCCCCCGGCGAGAACGUCCCCAUGGGCUGGCGCAAGUUUAAGAUUGCCAAGAGGGUCGAGGAAACCCCUACCGUGCUCAGCUACUACCUCGAGCCCGUGGACGGCCCUACUCCCUUGCCCAAGUACCUCCCUGGCCAGUACGUCAGCUUGCAGGUUCCCCGAAGCCCCUCCGCCGACGGCAAGUACUACCACGUCUCCGUCAAGCGCGAGUUCACCACCCCCAACGCGCCUCUCGAUGACAUCGCCACCGGCAAGAUCACCGGCCUCGUCUCCAACAUCCUCCACGACAAGUACUUUGAGGGUGACGUCGUCGAGCUCUCCGCCCCCAGGGCGACUUCUUCGUCAACGUCGCCGACGCGUCCAAGGCCGAUACCCCCAUGGUUCUCCUCUCCGCCGGCCUGGAUCCAGGCUUCCCGCGACAAGACCAACGCCGUAUUUGGCAAGCACAUUCAAGAUGUCGCCGGCGCCCACGGCAACGUCAAGACCAACCUCUUCCUCGACUCUGUCACCGAGGCUGAUGUCAAGGGUCGCGAUUACAACUUUGCCCAGGAGCUCGAUAUCAAGGUCCUCGACGCCGACAAGGACCUCUUCAUCAACGACAAGUCGGCCGAGUACUACAUCUGCGGCCCUGUCGACUGGAUGCUUGGCGUGCGCAAGGCUCUCGAGACCAUGGGCGUCUCUAGGGAUCGCAUGAACCUUGAGCUCUUUGGCACCGGUACCGUUCCCGAGGAGUCUUGA